CCUUCGAGCUUCCUUCCUGCAAGUCUGUUUCCUGCACGCGUCUUUACUUCCUAUUCUACCAAACAUUUCUUGACCGCGCUUACCACGCCCUUGAGAACAUCACAUUUGAGGUUUACGAUGUUACACAUCACCGCCAUGCAGACCUCAGGCGACAGACCUCACCCACCUCCAGGAUAUCGAGCAUCGACAUAGUCUCACAUGACUUUUCUCCUGAUUUCAGCAGUAACGGAUACCACAUCAAUCACUCGGUCAACAUAUCACCACCAAUCGCCAGCUCCCUAAUCCUUCGUUCACGAUACUGCCACGCGCAGUCGCAGCAUACGACACAGCGCAGCAGUUGGGUUGGCUGCGAUGACAUUGGCCGAGCUUGCUGGACGGCUGUUGAAGGGGUCAGGUCACUCGCAGUCACAGCCAGGUGCAGGUCCACACUCAGAACCUCGACCUUCUUUAGAACGAGUGAGCGGGUCUUCGUUCGUUGCGUCACCUGGAUCAGACGGCAAUCGAAUUGCCGGCGUUGGAGGCAUGGUCAGCAACUCCUUUGGAGAACCCAGGGCACCAUCUUUGCAUGCGCCCUCGUGGGCAAAAGCUCGUCCUUUGUCCGACAUUCGUGAGCUCACAGAGCCAAGCUUGGCGGACACGAUACCACGAAGACUUCUGUCGGACGGCAACCUGCCUCGAAAUACGUCGCGACCGGAAGUAUCGCGAAAGCCCUCUGCCGCAUCGAAGCGUCGCCCAAGCACCGAUACUCGAUAUGGCGAGAAUCGAGAACCGGAUAGAAAGAACAGUAUCGAGAGUAACGGCGGCAGAUCUAUGUACCGAGGGCGAUCCUCUAGAACACCAUCACCACCAAGUCCUGCGGACAACAAUAGCAUUUCCAGUAUAUACAGCAUUCCGCCUGGCAGUGUCCCACCCCGUUCGUCCUCGCGUACACGUGCACGUAGUGCAUCUCGAACUCGACAGGCUCCUGCGGCAUUGCCUUCGUCAACAACGCAACGGCUACCUACAAGCACUGCAACGCAUACAAUACCUACGUUACCGCAGCCUCCCCCGAGAGGCGCUGGCCACACCAUACCUCGACAUGGUCAAUCUCUAUCACCUUUACGCCAUGUCGCUACCCGAAUAGAUCCUACACCGCAUGACAACAACCGACGCAUACCUUCCAGAACAUUCAUCCGCGAGCCAUUAUCCAAAGAACUUCUCGAGUUUCCCUCACAUCGUCAUCCUCGCAUCGAGCUUGGAUUAGACCUGUCGGCUGGCAUAUUUGUGGGCGGAGGGUCGAUCGAGGGCACCGUCCAGAUCAACGUCGACGACGCUGAGCGAAUACGUCAUAGAAGGACUCUGGACAUUGCUCGGAUAUCCAUCGAUCUUCUAGGCAUAGAAGAGAUGAGUGGAAACAGGCGCUGUGUCUUUCUAAACCUCGCUACCGAGUUGAUCGAUGAAGACCACCCGCCACCUCAACACAUGGUCUACGACCAAAAGCCAAUCGGAUCCAAUGAUUUGUUCUGGCACCUGAUGCCCUCAGUUACCAAUCUGGCUUUCAAUCUAAGCCUGCCACUCAACGUUGGACCACCACCCUUCCAUUCGAAGAAUGCGCGCAUUCGAUAUGCUUUAUGCGUAUCGCUACUUAUUCGUGACCAUGGCAAGCAGUACAUCGUCAGGACAUCAGACGACGUCACCGUCCUCUCGGUGUACGAUCCCGAGAAAGCUCUCAUGUCUCUCCCGAGUCCUCUCACUGCCUCAGACGAAUGGAUCAAAGCCCGCGACACUACCCUUGAGAUUGUACGGAUAACAGCAGGUUUACAUAGGCAGGUUUGGGUCAGCGGGACCAGCAUCUAUGUCGAUGUGCAUAUCGCGAACAACAGCCGCAAGGUCAUCAAGAAGAUCGAACUCCAACUGGAGCGGGACAUACUAUGUUACAAACACGCCGCUGCAUCGACCAUGGAAAAAUCUGCUGGUCAAGCGCGAAUUUUCGACAACAACGAACGUUCAAUUCUCAGCAAGAGUACCGUUAAGCAGGGCGCUGCCGGAUGGCAUGGCGUACCCUCCCACCAGACUCACAUCCGCACCUGUGACUUGGAAGUGCCUCGCGGACAUGCUACAGUCAAGUGUGGCAAAUACUUCGAAGUGCGAUACUUCCUAAACGUUAUCGUGGGUAGCGCUCAUACAAAGCUGGUCACUGUUCAACUGCCGAUAGUACUCAUUCACAUGAAUUCUCUUGAUGUGGUGCCGAAUUCAGUUGCCCAGGUGGCUAUGGCCAUCGAAGAAAAGCGGACUGCACAUACUUACCAACGCGGCCAUUCUUCGCCUCGACUGGGUCGCAAGCGUUCACAAUCUGUCCAAGGCCGUGCCUUUGCCGCGCCGCGAAUGCAAUCGCUUGAUCGAAUGCGAGCACAGGUCGAAGAUCUGCAGGAGCUUGGGGAGAUACUGGAUCACAGUCCUCGCAAGUACGCUAUACGUCGCAUGAACUCGAAUUGGGACUAUCACACACCACCGUCCAACCGCAAGGGCAGGGUCGUUGACGACGGUGAAGCGGCAGAGCUGCAGGAUCGGCUGCGACGAGUCCGCUCGAACGAGACGAUGGGGUCGAUACCCCAUGCUUUGAACCGAGGGAACUCAUCGACAUCGAAACGUGCCGAGUCAGCGCUUGGGUUCAGGGAGGCUGAAGUCCGAGACGAUAUGGAGCUUGCUGGCCUAGGCAUAUCUGGUGAAGCACCUUUCAAGCAGCGGUUGGAGAGGAGCCGUUCACGCCAAUACCAGUUUGUCAAGAAGAAGAGCGUUGAAAGAUGGAAAGGCGUUGCCUCUUCUGGUGUGGGAUGGCUGAAAGGUAACAAUGGCGGCAGCAAGGAUGAACGAGAACGCGAAGACUGGGUUUGAACCAUUCGCUCCUCCCUGCUUGCAAUGUCUUUUACUCGUGUAGAU
Molecule: messenger RNA, 2919 nt
Organism: Macroventuria anomochaeta
Lineage: Eukaryota; Fungi; Ascomycota; Dothideomycetes; Pleosporales; Didymellaceae
Exons: 6
Coding region: 352-2874 (840 amino acids)
Source: RefSeq, a predicted model, not a curated record